Messenger RNA from Cucurbita pepo subsp. pepo (vegetable marrow), 584 nucleotides. RefSeq names its product pterocarpan synthase 1. NCBI's taxonomy places the organism in Eukaryota, Viridiplantae, Streptophyta, Magnoliopsida, Cucurbitales, Cucurbitaceae. The record is from RefSeq and is a predicted model, not a curated record.
AAAAACGUCCUCCCUUUCUCAAUUCCCUCCGCCCCAAAUGGCUGUACACGUCAUCACCAAGCUUUCCAUGGUUCUAAUUCUCACGACGGCCGCCAUUUCCGCCGCCAAUGCCAAGCUGAAACAGACCAAUCUAAUUCUCUACUUACAGGACUUCGCCAAUGGCCCAAACCCCACUUUCAUCCCAGUCGCCGGAAUCGCCGGGAAGCCCUGGAACUUCACCGAAUUCGGCACCAUCUUCGUCACCGACGACCCAAUCACCGCUAGCCCAAAUCCCAACUCAACGCCGCUAGGGCGAGCUCAGGGAAUAUACACCGUGGCGGCGGCGGAUGGCCGGAAUUUGAUGGUGGUUCUGUCGCUUGGGUUCACGGAUGGGAGCAGCAUCGAAAUUCAAGGAACGAGCCGACAAUUCGAAGGCGUUAGAGAGCUGGGUGUGGUGUCGGGGACCGGCAAAUUCCGGUUCGCCAGAGGGUUCGCCGUCGGUAAGAAUGUCGUCACCGACAUUCCCAACGGCUACACCGUCGUUCAGUUCAACGUCACUGUCAAACAUUACUAGUAACCGGAAAUGUUUAUGCAAGAAAUUAAAU